UGCUUUUGCAACACUGCUAAAAUGCUCCACCUCCAUAUCUUUUCAUAAAAUAACAAAAAAAGAGAUUGUAUCGUCGAUUUGGGAGUCCUGCGGUAUUUGAACAUACAUAUGUAAUGCACCAUGGAGUUCUGUGCGGAACUGACUGGCCUGGACGAGGACUCCAUUGAGCCCUGCCGGACAUGCGGCAUCUACUUUACCAUGGGCCUAGACAUGGAUCAGGCAAUUGUAAAACCCAUUUUUGGCUUGGAUGAGGCAGCCGUCGCAAGCAUGGCGGAGAUCCUUGAGCAGCUGAGUGCUUGGAACAUUCAGGUUGUGCGGGAGGACGGACGACCGCAGUACAUGUGCAUCCCCUGCAUUACCGAGUUCGAACGGCUGCUCAAGUUCAAGCGCAGCUGCCUGGAGACGCAGGAGCAGUACGGCGAACUGGAGUACCAGCGCGAGCACAACGGCAUCGUGAUCAAGCGGGAAAUCGAGCCGGAAGAGCAGAAGUUCUGCGGAUUCAUAUACCUAGACACAGACGAUGAGGAGAUCAGCGACGAGGACGGCAGCAGACGCGUAUGCGCCGCCUUCGACAUACCGCACGUGCCAAUCAAGGAGGAGCACAUGGCCAGGGUGCCAGAGCCGAGCAGUACCCAGUUCCAGCCACCAGAGGCCAAUGAACUUGCGCCAAACGUUGAGUCCGGAUUCGACAUGAUGGACCACGAUGCAUUGACCGCAAGCAUGUUUGCGGCGUCCAGCGAGGAUGCAUCUGGCAUGGCCGACGAUGGCGACAUCGAAGACGAUGAGGAUAUAGUCAAGUUCACAUACGACGAUGACUGCGACGAAACGGCCCCACUGCCGCCGCCCAUUUAUUCGCCGAUUGUUUCCUGCAAGCUGUGCCUUCACGAUUCGCCCGACCAGGAGGCGCAUCUGGACCACAUGCGUAGCACCCACCUCCUAAAAGACUGGGAGUGCCAUAUAUGCGCCAAAAAGUUCACAAAUGCCCAAGAGUCGCGCAUCAAGUUCCACAUUAAGUAUCACAAGCUGCAAAGGCAUAUAAAGUGUCCCGUCUGCGGGUUCAUCUGCAACUCAAAAGAGAGCCUCAAGGAGCACAGACAAGCCGUCCACGCUCGCACCAAGUGCACUUACUGUGGCAAGACUGUGAAAAACGCAGUGCUGCAAUCACAUUUAAAAAAGCAUUUAAGGGAGGGUGAGGCCGAACUAGCCGAGAAACUAAAACUGCUGGAGGAACUGCCGGUAAAUGUUUCCAACACUGAGGCUUUUUCUCCUUCACUGUCCGCGUCUUCGCUUGAAACGAAUGAUGCAGGAGUAGCUUCACUCCUAUCCAAUGUCUCCCAAAUCAGCGAGCCUUUUGUUUCUCACGAGUCAACUAUGCCUGAAGACUUAAAUGUUACUGAAUACUCUGAAGUAGUUGAGGACUCUAAUGCUUCUGAGGAAUCGAAAGUACUGGAAAACACUACCAACUCUCGGUCAUCUUCUUCUGCACUCGAGCCUCCAGUAGAUAUUCUGUAUCCGAUGGAUCCACCGGCUUCUGUAGACGUUCCUGUUCCACCCGCUUCUCCGCCUUCCGUGCCCACGAUUACUGUCAUUCAGUGCGCUUUCUGCAGCGACACUUUUGAGGAGGCCCAGCAGUUGCAGGCUCAUGUGCUGGCCGCUCACACGAAGACACGCAAGAGGCCUCGGUCUCCAGAAAGUACUUUCCCAAUGAGGAGAACUAGGCAGGGGAAACUUUCAAAGCAAUCCGAGCAGCUAAGCACCAACAACGAAGAAAGCUUCGCACAAGAAGAAGGCUCUGCCCAAAAACACAGCACCGCCCAGCAGGAGAGCAGAACUGAAGUGAGCCUUAAUGGCAGCUCAACUGCCGAGCAGGGGCCAGGGAAAUCCUACAUCUCUUGUCACGUCUGCGGCAAAUCCUUCGACUUAAAAAUUAAGCUUAAUCGACAUCUUAAGCAGCACAAUACGUUACCAUAAUAAUCAAUUUGGGUAGAACCAUUUUAAGAUGUUCAAUUCCUUUAUCGGCUUCUUUUGAUUUUGGCCCAUUUACACCAUAAAUUUACAUUUAAUUUUCUCAGUCUGAAAGCAAUUUGGCUUGCGAAGUAGUCCCAUAUGUAUUUAAGUUCAAUAAAAUAAAAUCUAGCCUGUAUGCAGGUAAAUAAAUGAAUCUAAAACACA
Drosophila subpulchrella is the source of this 2172-nucleotide messenger RNA. It is a transcript of the gene E(var)3-9, whose product is annotated as zinc finger protein 37. NCBI's taxonomy places the organism in Eukaryota, Metazoa, Arthropoda, Insecta, Diptera, Drosophilidae. Gene Ontology annotation, molecular function: zinc ion binding. The transcript has 4 exons. The record is from RefSeq and is a predicted model, not a curated record. Gene Ontology annotation, cellular component: nucleus. The coding region runs from base 121 to 1971 and encodes 616 amino acids.